Cordyceps militaris CM01 is the source of this 192-nucleotide messenger RNA. RefSeq lists its product as uncharacterized. The coding region runs from base 1 to 192 and encodes 63 amino acids. The record is from RefSeq and is a predicted model, not a curated record. Lineage: Eukaryota; Fungi; Ascomycota; Sordariomycetes; Hypocreales; Cordycipitaceae. The transcript is spliced from 3 exons.
AUGCCCUCGAUAGCAGGUCGCAUUAAUGAUAACGUUAGGCUCGCGAGUGCGCUCGAGACCAGAUUGGCUGCCAGAACGUCUAAAGAAUCAAUACGCAGAGGGGCAAAUGGGGUUUUCGCCAAGUUGAAGAAUCCUUGGGCAGUGGCUCUCGCUCGGCUCUACCACGGUAUGGCAAGGAAUAUGACUCGAUAA